UGGGAAGUGGCUGUCCCUGGAGUUGUGUGUGAUGAUGGCUGCAGCGGUGAUUUAUGCCCAAAAUGCCCUCAAAAUGAAAAACAUGUAUUUGAAAAGGACUGCAGUAUUAUUACCGACCCUAACGGUCCAUUUGCUGCAUGUCACAAAGUUAUCGUCCCUGACUCCUACUUCAGAGAUUGUGUUUAUGAUGUCUGCAUGACUGAGGGAGACGAACAUAUGCUGUGCCACAGCAUCGCUGCGUACAUGAGUGACUGCCAGAACUUUGGCGUCCCGAUUAAAAACUGGAGAACCUCAACAUUCUGUCCCUUAUCAUGUCCUCCCAACACUAUCUACGAAAUCUGUGCAAAGGCAUGUGAUGCACCUUGUCCUGGCCUUACUAGUGUAAUGGAGUGUAAUAUUCAGACCUGUCUUGAAGGCUGCAUGUGUAAACCUGGAUUCUUUACCAAUGGGACUGGAUGCGUUACAGCAGAUCAGUGUGGCUGCUAUGACAAAGGACACACCUAUAAGCUCCAUGAGACCGUCGUCACUGAGAACUGUCAAGAACGCUUGACCUGUCUACCAGCCGGCAAAAUAGAACACCAAAACAUGAGUUGUGAAAGUAGUGAAGUCUGCACCACUAAGAAUGGUGUUCGUGGAUGCUACCCAAGGCAGUGCAUGGUGGAGGCUGAUGGCUCCUUUAGCCUUUUUAGUGGAGAAACCUGGAACAUCACGUCUUUAGGAGCCUACGAGUUAGUGAAAGCCUGUAAUGGUGCUCUUGAAGAGGAAUGGUUCCGAGUGGUGGUGGAGUUUGGAAGCCAGAACAGUGUUGUGGCUGUGUACGUCUACUUUGAAGAAGUCUUCAUUACGGUCACCAACAAUCAGUCCACUUGGAUCAAUGGAAAGCUUCUGACUCUGCCACAGAAGCUGAAGAAUGAAGUGAUUGUUGAGUUGGUUGAAGAUACACUCACUAUUGAAAAGAAGGGUAUCCUGAGAGUGUCUUUCAGUCUUUCACUAGGGCUUAAAGUGAGUGUGAGUGAUGGCAUGGCGUCGAAGGUGUGUGGAGCCUGUGGAAGUGAUGACAAAAUAUUUCUUCUCCAGCCGCAAAGCAUUAAAAAAUUCAUGGCCAAAUGGAGAGCACUUGACUUUCCAAAUUAUCUUUGUUAAAUGUGCUUUUGAUAAAAUGACAUGGGCAUAUCUGCAUAUUGGAAUUGCUUUUUUAAAUCAAUUGAUUCGAAGAAUAAAUGACGAAAAUUCUAACAGUAAGGCCCUGUUUACACUUGGUAUAAGGAAUCAAGAUGUUUCAAGUAAUUGGAUCACAAAUCAGCUGAAAUAGACUGCUGUUCAUGAGUCUCAAAUGCAUCCUCACUAACCUCAUUUAGAAUGACAUCAAUAUGAAGGCAAACUCAAACACAUAAAAUAAAAACCUCAAACAAAUAUAUUAAUUAAUUGGAUGGCAAUUUCCUAAAUAAAUUCUAGACUUCAAGACAUAUGCAGCAUUAAUGAACAUUACACAUUACAAACAAUUAACAUCUUAAUGCUAAUUUUGCUCAUUAUUGCACAUUAAACUCCCUUUAACCCUUUUUAGUGUUAAUUGUCUUUGUAUAGCCCAUCUAUACAUUUGGUAUCACUAAACUGUUUCUUUCAAAUAAUAAUACGUACUGUAAACAAGGCCCUAUAUUAUUAAGCGUCAUUCAAAUUAUUUUGUUUAAAUUUAAUCCUUUACGGAUAAUAAUGCAAUCUUUACAUAAUUUAAGAAGUGAGACAUAAUGUAAUCUUUAAGCAAGAAUUAAGAUCCAAAUCUAUCAAAUUUUGCACAGCUUUACUCAUUGAUUAUGUUCUCUUAUUGCUAUGCCAUAUUUUCAUUAUAUUUGCAAAUAAAGCCUUUCU
Molecule: messenger RNA, 1866 nt
Organism: Clarias gariepinus (North African catfish)
Lineage: Eukaryota; Metazoa; Chordata; Actinopteri; Siluriformes; Clariidae
Product: alpha-tectorin-like
Exons: 4
Coding region: 196-1143 (315 amino acids)
Source: RefSeq, a predicted model, not a curated record